Messenger RNA from Rana temporaria (common frog), 1281 nucleotides. Its product is annotated as transcription factor HES-1-B. Gene Ontology annotation, cellular component: nucleus. NCBI's taxonomy places the organism in Eukaryota, Metazoa, Chordata, Amphibia, Anura, Ranidae. The coding region runs from base 183 to 998 and encodes 271 amino acids. The record is from RefSeq and is a predicted model, not a curated record. The transcript is spliced from 4 exons. Gene Ontology annotation, biological process: Notch signaling pathway; anterior/posterior pattern specification; regulation of transcription by RNA polymerase II. Gene Ontology annotation, molecular function: RNA polymerase II cis-regulatory region sequence-specific DNA binding; protein dimerization activity; DNA-binding transcription factor activity, RNA polymerase II-specific.
CAUUCGCGUGCUGUGAGCGGUAUAUAAAGCCGGAGCCAAGCGCAGGGCACUCACUAGUAUCAGACAGACAGAGGCAGAUCUGUACACAUCUGUCCGGACACUGCGCUCUAUUCCUGGAUCUCUGCCCUCCAUAGCGGACUAUAUUACUCCUCCUCCUGGGAAUACAUUGGAGGUUCCACACGAUGCCAGCUGACAUGAUGGAGAAAAACUCUUCUUCUCCUGUGGCUGCCACCCCAGCCAGCAUGACAUCUACUCCGGAUAAACCCAAAACUGCUUCUGAGCAUAGAAAGUCAUCCAAACCCAUCAUGGAGAAAAGGAGGAGAGCCAGGAUUAAUGAGAGCCUGGGCCAACUCAAAACCCUCAUCCUGGAUGCCUUGAAGAAAGAUAGUUCCAGACACUCGAAGCUGGAGAAGGCUGAUAUCUUGGAGAUGACAGUGAAGCACCUCCGGAACUUGCAGAGAGUUCAGAUGACUGCUGCUCUCAGCACAGACCCCACUGUUCUGGGCAAAUACAGAGCCGGAUUCAGCGAGUGCAUGAACGAAGUCACACGAUUCCUGUCUACUUCUGAAGGAGUCAACACCGACGUCCGGACUCGGCUCCUGGGACAUCUGGCCAACUGCAUGAAUCAGAUCAAUGCCAUGAAUUAUCCUGCCCAGCCCCAGAUUCCGGCUGCCGUUGCCAACUCUCACCCUGCGUUUGGCCAGCCGAUGGUCCAACUUCCUGCAAACGGCCGGCAGAGCAGUCCCUCUCCCAUGGGUGGGGUUCCUUGCAAGAUGGGUGGCCCGCCAGUAGAAGCUGCCAAGGUCUAUGGUGGCUUUCAGCUAGUGCCAGCUUCAGAUGGACAAUUUGCCUUUUUGAUCACCAAUCCAGCCUUCCCACACAACGGACCUGUCAUCCCUGUCUACACAAACUCCAAUGUGGGCAAUGGAGUGCCAGCUGCCAUGUCUCCCUCCCUUAUGCCCUCAGUCACUGCAGACUCUGUAUGGAGACCCUGGUAACAGGACUAUACUAAGGACAGUAUUGGACAACUUUCAUUUAGAAAGACGAUUAGUUACAAAUAGGAAGUCCUUAUUUUGUAGCGAGAAUGCACUAUUAUGUUUGUAAAUAGCAAAUAUUCAUAUUGAAUGCGCUGUUGUGUAAUAAGAUUGUAACUUAUAUUUCGUUUGUCUACGAAAUUGUUAUGAUGCCAAAGACAUACAAAUUUGCUCUUAUACAUUUCUUCCUAUUCUGGAAGUUUUACUUGUAAAUAAUAAAACUGCAUAUUGUAUUAUUUUGAAGAUA